AUGGUCAUCUGGUUUGUUAUAAACGAAGUGUUAUUGAAUGAACGCUUAAAUAUCCAGCGGCUACAUUCUAUCAACCGCCAAGUGUUCGGUCUUUUGUCCCUGAGGAGAAGCUGUUACCAACAACCCUUAUUUGGGUGGUUUCAAAUCAGACCAAUGACUUCCAGUAGACGAGUCCAAGACCGUAGCAAGUACAAACGAAUUCACCAUCUCGAAAUUGUAAAAGAGAAAUGGAAAAUAUUGUCAAAGGUUUUGUUUUUGAUGGAAGUUAUAAAGAGAGAAACCGAGAUGGUUAUCCCUGUGAGGUCAUUGUAUCAAUACAGGAAGCAAAUCAAUAUACCCAAACCCCAUAAAAUAACCGAUUUCAUCGAGAAAUGUCCCAAGUUGUUCGAAUUAUAUAAGGAUCAAAGGGGAACCUUAUGGUGUGGAAUGACUAAAGAAGCCGAGGAUUUGUUGGAAGAAGAGGAAAGGCUGGUUGAGGAACAAUCGAUCAAAGCUGUUGAGUAUGUUACUAGGAUACUAAUGAUGUCAGUCGAUAAACGGAUUCGGUUAGACAAGAUCGCUCAUUUUAGGAGAGAUUUUGGUUUGCCAAUUGAUUUUAGGAACAAGUGGGUGAAUCAGUAUCCACAAUAUUUUAGAGUUGUAAAAUCUAAAGAUGGGGUUGAGUUUUUGGAGCUUGUAAAUUGGAAUCCUGCUUGGGCUAUUACAGAGUUGGAGAAGAAAUCAUUGGGUUUGAACGAUGGGAUUGGACGUGAACCGGGUGUGCUUUCAUUGCCUUUUGCUUUGAAGUUCCCUUCUAACUACAAGAAGGUGUAUAGACAUGGAGGGAAGAUCGAGCAUUUUCAGAAAAGGUCUUAUUUGUCUCCCUAUGCAGAUGCUAGGGAGCUGAAAGCAGGGUCGUUGGAAUUCGAUAAGAGAGCGGUUUCUGUUAUGCACGAAUUACUUAGCUUUAGUAUCGAAAAGAGAUUGGUGACUGACCAUCUCACUCAUUUCCGACGGGAGCUCGUGAUGCCGCAGAAGUUGAUGAGGCUUCUUUUGAAGCAUUUUGGCAUCUUUUAUGUUUCUGAAAGGGGGAAGAGAUUCAGUGUUUUCUUGACUGAAGCUUAUGAAGGUUCUGAGCUGAUCGAGAAGUGGCCGUUGGUUGUAUGGAAGGACAAGGUCCUGAGCUUUGUUGGUUAUAGAGGAAAGAAGAAAAAGAUCCCUACUUUCAGUGAUCUGUCAGACAUGGAGGAAAUGGUUAUGAUUGAAGGUGAUACUGAGAUUGAGAAUAUAUGUGCGAAUUUUGAGGAAGAGGAAAUCAUGGAUGGUUUAGAGGUUGUUUCACUAACUAAUGAUGAUAAUGAGUUGGAGAUUCCUCAUGUUGGCAAUGCAUACAAAGCCACUAAUGAUACAACUUGAGAUUGAAGAAGAAAACUCGAUUGAACAAUGGAUAAUAUUUACAGUGAAGUGAAAGCAGAACUCAGACUUGAAGAUGAAACGGUAAGAAAUUCAGCCAAUAACUGGACCAUGUUUCAUUUGCAUCCAUCACAAAUCUCA
Hibiscus syriacus is the source of this 1533-nucleotide messenger RNA. Its product is annotated as protein WHAT'S THIS FACTOR 1 homolog, chloroplastic-like. Gene Ontology annotation, molecular function: RNA binding. The record is from RefSeq and is a predicted model, not a curated record. The transcript has 2 exons. Lineage: Eukaryota; Viridiplantae; Streptophyta; Magnoliopsida; Malvales; Malvaceae. Bases 1 to 1395 code for a protein of 464 amino acids.